AUGACCGGGAUUGAGGUGCUUGUGGCGGGCGCGGCGUGCUUGCUCGGUGGGCUGGUGGUGGUCCGGAGAUGGUGCGGCUGGAGACUGGAGAAGAGGUUGACUGCAAAAGCCCAAAGGAGAAAGGAGGACAGCUUUGUGCAGGCUGAACGCGCGGUGCAGCUGUACAAAGAGUCGCAUCCCAUGACAGACUCCAGUUACAUCCUGAACCUCUCUUUGUUUGAGCUUACACAACAGCUCCAGGAGGGGGCGCUGUCUCCAGAAGAGGUCUUUUACACAUACAUGGAAAAAACACUUGAAGUACAGAGCAAAGUGAACUGCUGCACUGAAAUCAUCUUGAACAGUUUUGAGCAGGUAAAGACAAUUGGGUCUGACAAAAAGGGCAUCUUAUAUGGAGUUCCUGUCAGCCUGAAAGAAAAUUUGUGUCUAAAGGACUGUGACUCUUGCUGCGGACUGGUCAGAUUCUUAGACCAACCUUCUGACGAUGACUGUGUGCUGGUUAAGGCUUUGAAGAAGCAAGGAGCGAUCCCUUUUGUGCGGACCAACUUUCCACAGGCUUUAUUGAACUAUGAAUGCAGUAACACCAUUUAUGGACAGACCCUGAACCCAUUUAAUCUCAAGAAAACCUCUGGAGGGUCUUCUGGCGGAGAGGCGGCCCUGAUUGGAGGGGGAGGCUCCUUGAUCGGCGUGGGCACUGACAUCGGAGGUAGCAUUCGUAUCCCUGCUUCGUUUUGUGGCAUCUCUGGGCUCAAGCCAACAUCAGGUCGAUUGAGCUCCCUGGGUCUUAAAAGCACUUACAGAGGGCAGAAGACAGUGCGGACGACUGCUGGUCCGAUGGCGAAGGAUGUGGACAGUUUGGCUUUGUUCAUGAAGGCUGUACUUAGCGAGGACAUGUUUUCCCUGGAUCCAUCUGUUCCACCGCUGCCAUUUAACGAAGAGGUGUACCGAAGCAAGAAACCCCUGAGAAUUGGAUAUUAUGAAGAAAUUGAGUCAAUGCCAAUAUCGCCGCCAAUGAUUCGAGCAGUGAAAGAAGUCAGGGCGUUAUUAGAGCGAGCAGGCCACACUCUGGUGCCGUACAAGCCGGUGAGAAUCCCUGAUCUCAUUGAAGGAAUGGCGAAAGGCGUCUUGGCAGAUGGCGGAGCAUCUUUUCUGAAACAAUUGAAUGGAACAACGAUCGAUCCAGUUCUUAAAGCUCAGGUGUUUCUUUACCGGAUACCAAUUUGGUUGAAGAAAUUACUUGUCAUCAUUCUUAAACGUUUGCUCCCUGUUGAAGCGCAGUCACUGCAAUAUCUGACCGGAGUAGGGUCUGUUGCUGGUCUUUGGAAACUGCACGCUUCAAUAGAGGACUGUGUAAAAGACACGAUCGCAGAGUGGAGACGACUCAGAAUAGAUGUUGUCCUUUGCCCAAUGAUUGCACCAGCCUUCAACUACAACUAUUGUGGAAAGCUGAACUGUAUGCUUUCAUAUACAUCACCGUAUAAUGUUCUGAACUUUAGCGCUGGUGUUGUGCCCGCUACUACUGUGACUGCACAAGAUGAAGAAAACCUCAGACCCCUUGCGUCAGGGAAUCGAUUUCAACGGAUUUUAUAUCAGGCUGCUGUGGGAGGAGAGGGUCUUCCUGUUGGUGUGCAGUGUGUGGCUCUACCCUGGCAGGAAGAACUUUGCCUGCGCUUCAUGAAGGAGGUGGAGGAGCUCGUCAACAAACACAAAAUUAGUGUUCAAAAGAAGUGA
Knipowitschia caucasica is the source of this 1728-nucleotide messenger RNA. The record is from the annotation of a GenBank genome assembly. NCBI's taxonomy places the organism in Eukaryota, Metazoa, Chordata, Actinopteri, Gobiiformes, Gobiidae.